AUGCGUGCAGUUAUACAAAGGGUUCAUAAGGCGGCAGUGCUUGUCGGCGAAGAAUUGAUCUCAUCCAUCGACCGUGGAAUCUGCGUUUUGAUUGGACUGAAUCGGGACGAUAGUGACGAGGAUGCGGAGUAUAUUGCUCGGAAGUUGGUUAAUGUGAGACUUUUCGAGAAUAAAGAAACUGGAAAACGAUGGGAUAAAAGUGUCAAAGAUAUGCAAUAUGAAAUCCUAUGUGUUAGUCAGUUUACCUUAUUUGGCGUAUUGAAAGGUAACACAAUAGAUUAUCAUCGAUCAAUGGCGCCUGAUAAGUCACCCGAGUUUUAUGCGAAAUUUAUUGAGCAACUGAAGAAAUCAUAUGUUGCUGAUAAAGUGAAGGAUGGAAAGUUCGGUGCCUAUAUGAAUGUGCAAAUCGAGAACGAUGGACCAGUAACAAUUUUAUUGGAUAGUAAAGCAAGAGACUAUUGA
This is a messenger RNA of Anisakis simplex (herring worm), 462 nucleotides long. Lineage: Eukaryota; Metazoa; Nematoda; Chromadorea; Rhabditida; Anisakidae. The record is from the annotation of a GenBank genome assembly.